Messenger RNA from Leishmania mexicana MHOM/GT/2001/U1103, 1611 nucleotides. RefSeq lists its product as hypothetical. The record is from RefSeq and is a predicted model, not a curated record. NCBI's taxonomy places the organism in Eukaryota, Euglenozoa, Kinetoplastea, Trypanosomatida, Trypanosomatidae. Gene Ontology annotation, cellular component: nucleus. The transcript has a single exon. Gene Ontology annotation, biological process: mRNA splicing, via spliceosome. Gene Ontology annotation, molecular function: RNA binding. Bases 1 to 1611 code for a protein of 536 amino acids.
AUGAGUGACCCAGUCGGUGCCCGGCACGGCCGGGAGCCGUCUCUCCCAUUCGACGACAGUGGGAGCAGCUUCAGCUCGCUUUCGUACUCCUACGACUCCUCUCGAUCACCGUCGAGGUCAUAUUCGUACUCGUCAUCCGUUUCCUCGAGCUCGUCUGACGAACGCCCGCUCCGCGGUCACCGUCGCCUUCGCAGUCGCUCGCCGUCUGAAGACUCCGUUCACAAGCAGCCACGCAGCGACUCGGUGCUGGGGGAUGAUCUCUUGUUCACAUCGGGUCACUCAGCCCCGCCGCCAUACCACCACCCUUCAUCCUCCUCGACGCCGGUGCUUCCACCGGUGCUCGGCGAUGCGGUGCUACCCGCAACGCAUGGAGGUCAUCUCAGCAGCGUGCUCGGCGCCCCUGACACCCCCAACGAGGACUGGCCGUGUGGUGUGUGCAGCAACAUCAACUCAAAGAAACGGACUUCGUGCUUCCGCUGCGGCUGUCACUACGCAGAGAGUCUCCUGGCGAUGCCGGGCUACGAGGUGUCGCUGACGCACCUGCCCGCUAGCUGCACUCCGGCAAUGGUGGAAGAGGCAUUGCGGCGCGUGGCUCCGAACUGCUCCGUGCACUAUAUUGGUACCGACGCUGCAAAGGGGAUCAUGUACGUUCAGUUUUCGUCUGUUGAGGAGGCGACAAAGUGUCUGGUGCAGAGCCACUGCGAGCUGCAGCUGCGCGACCGGGGUGGUGAAGACGGCGCCAGCGUGCGCACGCGACUGAGCUUCUCCUUGAGUCCACACCCCCUCCACGAGCGCAAGGAGACAGAGGAGCAGGUAGCACGAGCAACGGCGCAGGCUGAAACGGAGAGACAGGAAGCAGCACUGCAGAAGGCGGGCGUGCCGCGGUUUCUGUGGCCGCACACGUGGCACCAACCGCCAUCCUUCCCAUCUGCUGAGAAGCGCAAGGCGUUUCUCAGCACCAUGUCUGCCCACUGGGACCACCUCUCCGAGGAGCAGAAGCGCUACUACGACGCCGAAGUGAAAAAGGCGCUGCUCCGGACGUCCACACUGACAGAGUCGGCGAACAAGAUGAACGGCAUACCCGCGUCAUCCCCUGCGAAGGCUGGUGCCGCGGCAGAAGUCACAGCUCCCCUCUCUGCCGAGUCGUCGCCAGCCUGCUCUUCGCUUGUCGUACCUGCUGGAGUGAAGGAGACCGGCAAAACGUCGCACGCGCUGGACGGUCUCAAGAAGCGGCUGGCAGAGCGGAAGAGCGCCAUGAAAAAAGUCGACGGCCCUGAAGGAGCCAAGGCGGCGGCAGGGGCUGCGGUGGGAACGCAAGUGGCCGGUCCAGUCGCAGGUCACGGGAGAGACGUCACCAGCGGCGGCAGUGGUGGCGCCGGUGGUCUUGCCUCUUCGCUGCGAAGGAGUAGUGGCGACUUUCCUGCGACACCAUCGCAGGUGCCGGCGGAGGUGCUCUUGUGGGACGGCUUUCCAGUACCGCUCCAGUACGCCAGCCUCGGUAAAGUGCCGCGCUCCAUCGAUUUGCCUCGCGUGCCCAUGUCGGUGUGCGAGCGGCUGCUACCACCGGCGCUGCUGCAGGUGGCACGCAUGCAGUUCAAACAGGCUCGCUAG